GCGGACGCGUGCGGUUGUGUAUUGAUUGGGAUUCUUUGUUAGUUUUCAUUUUGGACCGCUUUGAAAAUAAUCAUUUAUCCAUAAUCGUAUAAUGAUAAAUGUGUGCGAGCGCGUAAUAGUUUUCGUAUAAGAUAAAAUUUUAAUAGGCGUAGUUUUUGACGUAUUGAAAUUUGUAUUAUAUAUUAUAUUUUUAUAUAUUUUAUAUACCUAUCAUAUCAAAUACGAUCUACGAGUAGUCACCCCAUCGCCAACUUUCGGAGAUUUGGCAAGUGAAUCGAUAUUAAUGCUAAUAUAAUAAUAUAAUAUUACAUCGGUACGCCGGUGUUGUUGACACGUGUUAUAUCAAACAUAAAUGACUGUUGCUUGGCGUACGAUAACAUGCUAACGGCCCGAAUGUUCGUCGAGCCUAUGCCGUUCAAAUUAUCGGUUGUUCGAUGGUUACUUUUGGCCAUUAGUGUGCAAAACGUUUUUUCAAGACCCGUUCAAGAAUCCAGCAAUACGCGUCGACGGAUCCGGUCAACGCCAAUAUACGAUGAUGUGCAAGGGUAUUUGAUGAAGUUCGGUUACUUGCCAGAAUCAGAUCUAGAAACAGGCAACUUGAGGGAUGGAAAUCAACUACACGAUGCUUUACGGACAUUGCAGACGUUUGGAAACAUUCCUGUCACCGGUAAAAUGGAUGCAGCUACUAAAGAGUUAAUGAAAAAACCAAGAUGCGGCGUUCCCGAUAUAUCACAGACUGCGAGUCAGCGGCGGACUAAACGCUAUACUCUGCAAGGUCAAAAAUGGCAUCACGUCAACUUGACGUGGAGCUUGCGGACAAGGCGCUUGGAUAAGGUAGACCACGGAUGGGUUAGGUCGGACUUGAACAAAGCGUUUCAAGUGUGGUCCAAGUAUUCCAAACUCACGUUCCGAGAAGUUAACAGCGAAUCUGCGGACAUACUGGUGUUUUUCGAAAAAGGUUACCAUGGCGACGGAUAUCCGUUUGACGGGCCAGGUCAAGUGUUAGCUCAUGCAUUCUUUCCGGGUACUGGACGAGGGGGUGACGCUCAUUUCGACGAGGAGGAAGAAUGGCUGGUAGCUGAUAAGACAAGCAAAGACGGAACUAGUCUGUUCAGGGUGGCCGUUCACGAAUUUGGACAUUCACUCGGUCUUUCACACUCGUCGGUACAAGACGCAUUGAUGUUUCCGUGGUACCAGGAAAUGCAAUCCGACUUUGAACUUCCCAAUGACGACCGAAUCGGUAUACAGGUCCUUUACGGUGCGAAAGAUGACAAGAGCUGGGGUGACAUACCAGUGUACAGACCGACUUCACAAAGACCGGUUCUUUCGACCACCGUUCCGACUACUACAGAGGUUACCAGGUCCACGACCGUGACCAGUUAUACUACACCUGUGACUCCCACGAAAUCCACUACCAGCAGGACAAUACCGCCGAGACGACCGGAUGUUGCAGUGGUCGUUGAUGAAAAACCGGACUUUUGCAAUACAUCCUUCGAUGCAGUGUCGAUCAUACGGAAAGAGACGUUCUUCUUCAAGGGCAAAUAUACAUGGAGACUAGGUUCCAAGGGACUAUACGCCGGAUAUCCGGCUCUGAUCGCCCGGCUGUGGUACAACCUACCCGAAAAUAUGACCCAGGUGGACGCCGUGUACGAAAGACAAGACGGCAAGAUUGUGUUUUUCAUAGGUCGCAAUUAUUACGUGUUCGACGGCAACAAUCCGCUGCCAGGAUACCCGAAACCGUUGACGGCGCUCGGACUACCCGACGAGUUGGACCACGUGGACGCGGCGUUCGUCUGGGGUCACAACAGCAAAACGUACAUAUUCAGCGGCACAAUGUACUGGAGGUGCGAUGACGAAACGGGCAAGAUGGAGCUGGACUACCCACGGGACAUGUCCAUAUGGCGGGGAGCGGGGUACAACAUCGACGCGGCGUUCCAGUGGCACGACGGAGCGACGUACUUCUUCAAGAACCGCGAUUUCUGGAAGUUCAACGAUCUCAGGAUGCGCGUCGAACAGGAAGAGCCCAGAUCGAUCGGCGCGUUUUGGUUCAACUGUACUGCGGCGGGCACCGGUGAUCGGUGGCCUGUCAUCAAAAACAAGGGCCGGACGACUGGUCAGAAGGGCAUCGGGGGUCGAUUUCGAAGCGCCGACGACGGACCGUUAGGUGGCGACAACGUAGGCUCUUCGAGGUCCAUCGCCACGGAUCAUACGCCACCGCCGAUCGUGGCGUGGUCGGUCACGAUGGCGUCGCUAGCGACAAUCGCUCGUUGGGCGCGGUGAAAGUCGCCACACGAAAAACCAACCGCGUUCGUCAUCAUAUUAUGUAUAAUGUAUUUAUAAUAUUGUAAUAGCUAUUGUGAUGUAUAAAUGUAUAAUUAUUCUCGGCGUCCGGCAAAGUUCCGGUUGUCGAGUGUGACGAUUUCGGGACAACGAAAAUCGCGAUUCUAUCGAGUCAUUCGACCAAAUAAUAAUAUAAUGUAACUGAUGUGUCUGAUGUAUUAUAUGUUAUACGGUCUGAGUAGUGCGACUACCGGCAGUGUCGAUUUGGGCCUAUCGGAUACACGAGAUUCGCAAAACGUUAUUAGAAACUUUUAUAAGAAUUUUGAUAAUUCCAAAUUCGAAUAAACAGUUUUUUUAUUUGUUAAAAAUUUUACACAAAGGAUUUUUAAUGUCCUUAAAAAUUGGAUAUUUUAUGUUUAUUAUACUUUGAUCAUUUUUACAAAUUAUAGAUAUCGAAAGAUAAAUAUUAAUUACCUACUUAAAUGUUUUACUCACCGCUAUAGCCCCCAUAUGUUUCUAACCCAUCAUCAUGGACUUAUCUAUUAUUUUUAAGUACACAAAGUCAAAUAACUCAAAAAUUACUCUUUCAAAUUUUGAUCUUGGUACGUCAACAUUUUCAAUAAAAUUAUCCACUAAAUGAAUUACAGUUUGUAUCUCCAGUCUCCGCGGGACAAUUCUUAAGUAGUACACAAAUUUCAAUAGUUUAAAAAUAUAAUUUUUAAGGAUAGAUAUAUUAAAAAACUCCAAAAAUUAGAUUUUGAAUAACUGUAUUAUUGAUGAAAAAAGAAAAAGUAAACUAUGAGCAUAUUUGGUGAUCAACCUGUAUUUCCAAAUAUAGUGAAAUAUACCGAAUGAAACGGUGCACCCCAGACCACUUGUUUGCUGUAAGUAAUUUUUCGAGUUUUUAUAAAGACGGUAUUCCGAUCGUGUUUUUAGACCUUUAAGCCAAUCACUCGCACGUGCAAGGUACAGUAGUGUUGUGGCUAAAUUUUAUCGUCAUCAAACUCUACGUUGUUUAUUGAAUUUUGUGAUAUUUUUUCUAUCAACAUUAUUAUAUUAUAUACCUAUUUAUGUAAAUAUAUUUACUAUAUAUGUUAAAAGGUAUUUGAUUUAUGGAUAUUAUAUUAUUGCGUUUUUAUA
Molecule: messenger RNA, 3420 nt
Organism: Rhopalosiphum maidis (corn leaf aphid)
Lineage: Eukaryota; Metazoa; Arthropoda; Insecta; Hemiptera; Aphididae
Product: matrix metalloproteinase-2-like
Exons: 10
Coding region: 379-2280 (633 amino acids)
Biological process (GO): collagen catabolic process; proteolysis; extracellular matrix organization
Cellular component (GO): extracellular matrix
Molecular function (GO): zinc ion binding; metalloendopeptidase activity
Source: RefSeq, a predicted model, not a curated record